AUGUCAAGUGUCAAGGUACAGGCUGGCUACCAGAUUCGGCGCAGUUUCGCCCAAGCGGGUGCCCCGGUGAUGUUCGAUCCCCUCUUCCAUGCGCGCGGCAAAGCGGCCACCCCCGAGUCAAUGGCUGACGAGCACAGCUCCUGCGCAGGUGCUGGAAGUCUGGCAAUGCAGCUGUUUGAACUUCAGAUGCCGGAUCCUUUCCGCUCCUGGGAAACACUUCGGAUCACUGCGAAAGUGCCGAAGGAGUGGCUGGAGGUUCAUCCCCUUCCGGAAAUGAUGGGCGACAACAAUAUUGACGAUUUUUGGUGA
This is a messenger RNA of Symbiodinium pilosum, 309 nucleotides long. Lineage: Eukaryota; Dinophyceae; Suessiales; Symbiodiniaceae. The record is from the annotation of a GenBank genome assembly.